AGGGGCGGGGCGGGCGCGGGGGUGCCAAGAUGGCGGCGGAGCCGGUGGAGCUGCACAAGCUGAAGNUGGCAGAGCUGAAGCAGGAGUGCCUGGCGCGGGGGCUGGAGGCCAAAGGCAACAAGCAGGACCUGAUCCAUCGGCUCCAGGCCUACCUGGAGGAGCACGCCGAGGAGGAGCCCAACGAGGAGGACGUGCUGGGGGAGGAGAUCGAGGAGGAGGAGCCCAAGGCACCGGAGCCGCCCGGGAAGGUGGAGGAGGCGCCGCUGAAGUCGCCGGAUGUGAUCCAGGAGAAGAAAGUGGUGAAGAUCUCCUCGGACAUCUCCCAGAUGGAGCGGAUGCAGAAACGAGCCGAGCGCUUCAACGUCCCCGUCAGCCUGGAGAGCAAAAAGGCGGCGAGGGCGGCGCGCUUCGGCCUGGCCACAAUUCCCACAAAAGGGCUCGCGGCUGACUCCAAACCCACGCUGAACCUGGAGAAGCUGAAGGAAAGGGCCCAGAGGUUCGGCCUCAACGUCUCCUCCCUCUCCAGGAAGAGCGAGGAGGACGAGAAGCUGAAGAAGAGGAAGGAACGGUUCGGGAUCGUCACCGGGGCCGGAGCCGCCGACGACUCCGAGGCAAAGAAGCGGAAAAGGGCGGAAAGGUUCGGGAUCGUCUGAGCCGCUCCGGAGCCACCUCAGGUGGGCGUUGCCUGAACCCUUCCCCUGUUGAAGACUUGAGCUGCCAGGAUUUGCAAUUCCCGGCGGGAAUUUCGGGAAUUCGGGGCCAUUCCCGGAAUUCCGGGGCCGUUCCCAGCCUGAGAUAUUCUAUUUUUUUGGGAAUUUUCCUUUCCCACCCCUCGGGAACCUCGGAAGCUCCGGGAAUUUUCCGGGAUGCUCCUUCCCAUCCCGGAAAUCCUCGGGAUCCGGGCGCAUCCCUGGGGCUCCUCCCUCUUUUUUUUCCCGGUUUUUUCCCGGGUUUUUUAUUCCCAGUUUUUUCUAUUUUCCCGGUUUUUCCCUUGGAAGGGUCGGGCGCUGCCCCUCGUCCCUCAAUUCCCAAUAAAAAACUUCCCUUU
Molecule: messenger RNA, 1048 nt
Organism: Lonchura striata (white-rumped munia)
Lineage: Eukaryota; Metazoa; Chordata; Aves; Passeriformes; Estrildidae
Source: RefSeq, a predicted model, not a curated record